This is a messenger RNA of Cryptococcus amylolentus CBS 6039, 1065 nucleotides long. RefSeq lists its product as hypothetical. Gene Ontology annotation, biological process: proteasome-mediated ubiquitin-dependent protein catabolic process. NCBI's taxonomy places the organism in Eukaryota, Fungi, Basidiomycota, Tremellomycetes, Tremellales, Cryptococcaceae. The coding region runs from base 1 to 1065 and encodes 354 amino acids. Gene Ontology annotation, molecular function: protein binding; metallopeptidase activity. Gene Ontology annotation, cellular component: proteasome complex; proteasome regulatory particle. The transcript is spliced from 6 exons. The record is from RefSeq and is a predicted model, not a curated record.
AUGCCGGGACUCACAACUGCCCAAGUGACAGAACUCAGCGCGACCAACGUCGUGAUCCACCCCCUCGUCCUUUUGUCUGUAGUCGACCAUGCCGCGCGUGUGCCGUUAUCAAAGAACAAGCGUGUCCUCGGCGUGCUGUUAGGCCAGGAUGAAGGUGAUACCGUCAACGUCGCCAACUCGUUUGCGAUCCCUUUUGAGGAAGAUGAGCGUGAUCCCAAGACGUUCUUCUUGGAUUUGGACUAUGUCGAGGAGAUGUGGAGAAUGUUUCGUAAAGUAAACGCCAAAGAACGUCCCAUCGGCUUCUACCACACCGGCCCCCGCCUUCGCUCCUCCGACCUCGAAAUCACCUCCCUCUUCAAACGCUUCUGCCCCCGCCCCCUCAUGCUCAUCGUCGACACCCGCACCUCUGGCGGCCGGGGCGAGACCGGCAUCCCCACCGACGCCUACUUCGCCGUCGAAGAGAUCAAAGACGACGGCUCGAGCACGCAGCGCACGUUUACGCAUGUGGGCACGACGAUCGAGGCGGAGGAGGCGGAGGAGAUUGGGGUCGAGCAUCUGUUGAGGGAUAUCUCUGCUUCUGCUGGUGCCCCCAGCUCGAGUUUGCUGACGACACAAUCCCUCUCCACCCGCGUAUCCUCCCAACUCCAAGCCCUCCGCGGGCUGCACGCCCGCCUCCUCGAAAUCGGCGAAUACCUCUCCGCCGUGCGCGCCGGCAAACUGCCAAUCAACCAUCAGGUCAUCUACCACCUCCAGGAGAUUGUCGGGCUUUUGCCCCAGCUGGGCGGGGAUGUGGAGCUGGGCAAGGCGUUCAGGCAGGGGGUGAAUGAUUCGGGGUUGGUGGUGUUCUUGAGUAGUUUGAUUAGGACGGUUUUGGCGCUACAUGAUUUGAUUGAAAACCGAAUCCAAAACGCCCACCAAGACCUCCAAGACUCCAAAUCUCCCUCCGAAAAAGCCGACCAAGCGCGCGCCGAAGCAGCCGGUAUCAAGGCUGAAGACGUUGCCCGGGCAAAGAAGGAAAAGGAGGAGGAGGAGAAGAAGGAGAAGGAGAAGGAUGGGAAAAAGUAG